Messenger RNA from Solea senegalensis (Senegalese sole), 4564 nucleotides. It is a transcript of the gene usp37, whose product is annotated as ubiquitin specific peptidase 37. The record is from RefSeq and is a predicted model, not a curated record. The transcript has 24 exons. Gene Ontology annotation, biological process: protein deubiquitination; G1/S transition of mitotic cell cycle. Lineage: Eukaryota; Metazoa; Chordata; Actinopteri; Pleuronectiformes; Soleidae. The coding region runs from base 217 to 3093 and encodes 958 amino acids. Gene Ontology annotation, cellular component: cytosol; nucleus. Gene Ontology annotation, molecular function: cysteine-type endopeptidase activity; cysteine-type deubiquitinase activity.
CAUCGUGCAGCUCUGCGAAACGUAGUGAGCGGGGCCACUGUCAACAACGCACGUAUCUGGGAGCAGGUGAAUGCCGGCAAAACAAACUUUCCGCGCUCGGAGGACACACGGAACUCUCGCUGUGAUUUGAAAGUUUCGAGAAGAGCGCGUAUCAACGACAGGAUUCGUUUGAUCACAAAUCCCAGUCUUCAAGGUGCACCAACUGGAUCGUAAGCCAUGGCAACCAUAGUGCCCAAACUUUCCAGCGGUGGUGCUGUUAAAAUCCGCUUUAACAGCAUGGACCUGGGCACCACCAGGUGGAAAGAAGGAACUUUUGAGAUUUUGGAAAAGGACAACAAAGUCAACCUCUGUCUAAGGUUCAACUGUGGUGGUGCCUCCAAAACCUUUCAGCUAAACCAGAAUGUGAAGACCAUUACCCAGAAUCUGAGUCGAAUCAUGCUGACUUUGAAGGAUGGCAGUGUCAUCGUUCUGGAUAAGAUGCCCCAGUCUUUGGCGCUGAAGACUAAAGAAUACCUGGAAAAGCUGAAACCAGGAAAGCCAAUUUUAAAAUCAUCCCAUGGAAGUGCAAACUUCAGUGUGCUGGGAAACCGCUCUGCGAAAAAUGAGACCAGUCCGCCAGGGGAAAGACAGACAACACCAAGGCGGCAGAGCGUGGAAAGCCGAGAGGACACAACACCACGGAGACCCCUGGGCAGUCCAAGCAGAGCAGCCUCCACUCCCACUCGCACUGGACUAUCUGAGAACAGGAGUGAGAAGAGGAAGAGACUCUUAAAUUCUGAAAGUGACCUGACUGAGGACUACCCCAAGGAAAAUGACUCUUCAAGUAACAACAAGGCCACAACAGACCCAUCCAGGAAGUUUCUGCUGAGCUAUAAAGAGAAGAUGAAGCAAGGAGAGGAGAACAGGAACUCAGCUCCACUGGGUUCAACUCCCCUUCAGUCGUCAUCAUUCUAUGGCAGCAGAUCUGUGACUAAAGACUACAGCCAGAGCCACUCUUUUCUGGACAGGCCAUCCAGUACAGCACAGACCACUUCGGCCAAGCGAAGCCUCCUGCUGCCCAACCACUCCACUCCCUUCAAGAAGGUGCGCCCCUCUCUUGACUAUGGUGGCUGGAACAAACAAAGGCCCUCCACUCUGGCACAGCCUCAGCCCCCACUGCAAGGUUUUUCUAACUUGGGCAACACUUGCUACAUGAACGCCAUCCUGCAGUCUCUCUUCAGCCUGCCUUCCUUCUCCAAUGACAUGCUCAGACAGAGCAUCCCAUGGAAGAAGGUUCCCAUUAAUGCAUUACUCAGGCGUUUUGCUCACCUCAUGGUCAAGAAGGACGUUGGCUGUCCAGAGACAAAAAAGGACCUGCUGAGGAAAGUCAAGAGUGCCAUCUCCUCCACGGCUGAGCGCUUCUCUGGAAAUAUGCAAAAUGAUGCUCAUGAGUUCCUGAGCCAGUGUUUGGACCAGUUAAAGGACGAUAUAGAGAAAAUGAACAAGAGCUGGACAAACGAAGCUUCAGCUUCCUCGUCGUCCUCUGCGGUGUGUGACAAUGGCCAGGACGCAGCAUCGUUGACGGCCAAGACGGAGCCUGGUGAAGAAGUGGACACCUGUCGCAUCUACACCUGCCCGGUUGCAGUUAACAUGGAGUUUGAGGUGCAGCACACCAUCGUCUGCAAAGGCUGUGGUGAGGUGGUAACCAAGCGAGAGCAGUUCAAUAACUUGUCCAUCGACCUGCCGCGCAGGAAGAAAACCCUCCCACUUCGCUCUAUCCAAGAUUCUCUGGAUCUAUUUUUUAGGAUGGAGGAAAUUGAGUACUCGUGUGAAAAGUGCAAUGGCAAAGCAGCAACUGUUACACAUAAAUUCAGCAAACUUCCCAGAGUCCUCAUCCUCCACCUCAAACGGUACAGUUUCAAUGCUCAAUUGUCUCUGAACAGCAAGCUGGGUCAGCAGGUGGUGAUUCCUCGAUACCUGACCCUGCUGUCCCAUUGCACUGAAUCCACAAGACCUCCUCUUAGUCUUGGCUGGAGUUCCCAAGCCUCCAUGUCCAGAACACUUAGAACAUCACAGUCUGUCAACUCCUGCACAGCACCUGCCCGAAGGAUUGGAGGGAAAGUGGCAAACUCCAGCUGCACCUCCAGCCUUAUGGACUCUGACUGUGAAGAGGAGCCUACCCGAAGGGUGAGCACCAGUCGCAAGCGACGCCUCAGCAGCUGUCUACCUGACGAGGACGAGCGUCAAGAAGAGCGCGGGGUACCAAUAGAUUCAGCAGACUUCAGUGGCAUUAAUGACGAUGAAAUGCUGGCGGCAGUGCUGGAGAUGAGUCGCCAAGAGGCCGGUCUGUCUGCUCCCCCGUCCCUGGAGGAUGAGCCGACCAGCAGCCCAGACACUGGGUUUGGGGACACAGACGCGCAUGACCUGGCCUAUCACACAGAUCUGAUGGAAGCAGAUGGCAAACAACCUGCAGAUGUUCUGGAUUCCUUGGAUUUGACCAUGGAUGAGAAUAAGGAGAACCAGACCCCAGAGGGUGUGCAGCAGCAGGGUGAGCUGGACUGGGUUCAGCAAUAUAGUCUGGAUCAGGAGAGAGAGGAACAGGAGCUGCAGCAGGCCCUGGCCCAGAGCCUUCAGGAACAUGAAGCCCAAGAGAUGAGAGAGGAUGAUGAUCUAAAGAGGGCAACUGAGCUCAGCCUACAGGAAUUUAACAACUCCCUGCCAGAGCUGCUGUGUUCGGAUGAUGAUUCUGGUAAUGAGGACGUGUUGGACAUGGAGUACACUGAAGCUGAGGCUGAAAACCUAAAGAGGAAUGCUGAGAGUGGAGAUUUGGCCAACUCUUUUAGACUCAUCAGUGUUGUCAGUCACAUUGGAAGCAGCUCUUCCUCUGGCCACUACAUCAGUGACGUGUACGACAUGAAGAAGCAAUCGUGGCUGACUUACAAUGACCUGGACGUGUCGCGCACGCAGGAAGCAGCUGUCCAGCGAGACCGUGAUCGCAGUGGAUACAUUUUCUUCUACAUGCAUAAGGAAAUGUUUAAACAGCUGUCCGAGAUGGAGCGAGCUGGAGCCAGCAGCACAUCAGAGGCGGGGAGAAACGUCCUGCAGCCGCUCUGAGCACUUCGUCUUUGGACGAGCAACCACCCACACAUCCACCACUGAACUCUGCAAGAUGGACCUCUAAGCUGAACAACCUUGAGUACUACUGAUAGCUGUUCUUUUUGGUCAUCUUCAGGCACUUCUCUAUGAAUCACUUAAUGUCAGGUCAGAUGGCACCUCUGAAUGCCAACAUGUGCUGAUCUGUCGGGACUCUUUCAGAGACCAGAAAUGCAGAUAAAAUGUUCAGUGGAUCAAAUUUUGCCUCCCAUGUUUUUGGGGCUGGAGUUUUUCUUUGCUAUUUUAUCAAAUAACUGUUUUGUAAAGGUUUUGUUUGUUUCUUGAUAUAAUUCUUUACAAUUUAAUGUCGUUUGUUCAGACUUAAAAUUCAUUAUCGAACAUCAGAUGCUACUGGUUUGUAAUGGAUUUUGUUUUGCAGACCCUUUAUUUCCCAUAUGAACUAAAUAAAGAUAUAUUCUACGUUGGAGUAUAAGCUAUUAUAGAGUUAAAGGGGUGUUGUAUUUAGCGGGAACAUUUGGUGCAAUAUUUAUUUUUCUGGCAUGAAUUGGCCAGUGAAGAUCAGCUUUGUCAGUGUGUGUGGAUGUUUUCCUCGCUUCUUUCUGUGCUUGGUUUAUAAGCUAACGUUUGUGUGUGGCUGUCUCCAUAUUUUUCAACUCGUAGAACCCAGUUGUGACAUUGCCUGUUUUUACUGAGCUCUUCUCAGUGAAACACAUUUUCUGUAUGGGUUUCUGAACUUGUGCCUCCCAAGGAAUUUUUUAUAAAUAUGUAUACAAGCUUUACUUUGAAAGUUGCACAACCUUGUUGCUUUUGAAUGUCUGUCAAAUCUCAAUGUGCAAGUCAGAUUUUUCUCUAUAAAAAAAAAUACAUUUUUCUAUUUAUUACAGCCAAUGGUUAAUUAACCCAUCAAGAUGCACCAGGGAAGCUUGCGAUGGCAUACUGUCCGUUAUUCUCCUCCUCAAAGGCCAGUUAACUAACAAGUCCCUGUCAAACAUGUUUAAAUAUAGAAUGUGAGUAGUUUGCUUCCCCUCUAUUUAAUUUAAUAAGCACUGGUUUUAUUGCUUAUUUGUUUCCAUUGUAAAAACAAAAAUGCAUCAAGUACACCAUGGCUGAUGAGCAGCAUUGAAACAUGGUGUCUGCUGAACAUAUUCACGCCACACAAAUGAAUCGAGUCUGUAUGAACCUGGUAUGAUAUUCCCCGUGUAGUAUGAGGAAAUGUCCAACAUCAUUAGCUGACGUCCUGUUGCACCAUUGAUAUACCUGGUUAUCAGAGCAGACACAAGUGUUUUAGAAAGAGUUACUUAUGUCACAGUGAGUUUCCAUUACUGAAAUGUGGCGCGUUCCGAACCAUCCCAGAUGCAGUGUUAAGAGGGUUAAAUGUAUUUGUGAAGUAAAAUUGAACAGCUUUUUCUACCCUUCAUAUACAACCGAAUCUUCCUAAAGCAGAUUUUAAUAAAAUAUUACAAUGAAAGUG